AUGCAUCCAGCCUCAUUGCCUCAUCACCACCAUAUCAACCAUCAGUAUAUAUUCCCACAAGAGGAAGUUCCGAGAUUAGUCCGCAACAUGGAUCAGACCGAAGUGCUCACCCCAAAACAAAUCCGAAACGAAAAAAUCCGCAUAUGGAAAAAUGUCCUUGUUGUAAGCUUGGGUUUCUUGCUACUCUUCAUGUCAUUCUCCAGUGUUUCCGCGCUGCAAAGCUCAAUAAAUUCUGAUAAUGGGUUAGGUACUUAUUCCCUAACUGUCAUUUACGUUGGAUUAGUUUUCUCCUCAUUGUUUCUGGUCACCUUCACAAUCCACAAGCUGACUGCGAAAUGGACUAUUGUGGUUUGCAACCUGUGUUACAUGGGGUACAUAGCUGCGCAGUUCCAUCCAAAUUUCUACACUUUACUGCCUACUGGGCUUCUGGUAGGGUUGGCUGCAGCCCCACUUUGGUCAGCAAAAUGUACCUACAUUUCCGUAAUUGGGAAGCGGUACUCCGAAUUGUGCGCCCUACAACGGACAGAAAACAAACAAUCGUCGGAACAUUCUACUGUCAUGCUUUUCUUCGGGAUUUUCUUCGCCACCUUUCAGUCGGCAGGGAUCUGGGGAAACCUCAUCACGUCUUCAGGUAGAGCACGUCUUUUCCCAAGGAAAGAAUUGAAGCAUAUUCUUUCGUCGGGUGAAACCAAGAGGAAUACAACUGACGUCAGUUUUUGCGGAAAAAAUUUCUGCGAAGACUUCGUCGACCAAGUGGAAAAUUUGAAACGACCUGAGGAAUGGAGAAUUCAUCUCAUAUCCGGGAUAUUUGUCGCAAUCGCGUUCUCUUCUGCUCUUUUCAUUGCCUUCCUCCUUGAUCCACUGUCACGAUUCCAAAAAGUUGCGAAUGAGAGGCAAACCAGCGGUUUUAAACUUGUAUUUGCGACGUUCGCACAGCUCAAGAACUUGAACCAGGCGUUGAUCCUGGUUCUUGUAUUCUACGGUGGAAUGGAGCAGGGCUUCUUCGAAGCGGAUUUCAGCAAAGCUUUUGUUGGAUGCACGUGGGGAAUAGAGAAGAUUGGAUACGUGCUGAUGGCUGCAAAAGCAAUGAAUUCUUUCGGAUCAGCGUUUUCCGGAAAGAUCGUAAAAUACACCGGUAGGAUCCCAGUCUUCCUUGCUGCGUUUGUGGUGAAUGUAGCGACCCUAGUGUACCUUCUCACUUGGGAGCCAAGCGUAGACGAAACAUACGCCUUGUUCAUCAUGGCAGGGACGUACAUGCUUGCAGAUUCCAUUUGGCAGACUCAGAUCAAUGGGCUUCACGGGGUGCUUUUCCAUGACAACGUGGAAGCAGCCUUCAGCGCGUACAAGGUAUUUGAAAGCCUUGGAUUUAUCAUAGCGUUUCUCGCGAGCCCGCUCCUUUGCGUGCGCAUAAAGUUGUACUCGCUCUUAUCCGUUCUCACACUGGGUAUCGCCUGCUACGGUGUUCUGGAAACUCGAGAGCGGAAACUAGAAGUCCGUGCAAUUUCUUGAAGUGUAUGAUUUCAAGGGAUCUUCGGAAAACAACGGAAAUGUGGCAGAUUGUGAAGGGCCACUUCGAUGGGAAUCCAUGCAGCUUUCUACAACUCAAAACGAAUGAUGAAUGUGAUUUUUUCAAGUUUUGGUGCUGUUUAACUUUGAGCCAAAUGUACUCCACAAAAGGAAAGAAAUAUGAAAGAUUUACUUCUGGCUGACCAGC
Molecule: messenger RNA, 1714 nt
Organism: Notodromas monacha
Lineage: Eukaryota; Metazoa; Arthropoda; Ostracoda; Podocopida; Cyprididae
Source: the annotation of a GenBank genome assembly